Messenger RNA from Pelagomonas calceolata, 1112 nucleotides. NCBI's taxonomy places the organism in Eukaryota, Pelagophyceae, Pelagomonadales, Pelagomonadaceae. The record is from the annotation of a GenBank genome assembly.
AGAGCCGACGCGGCCGAAUUCUUCCUAAACGGUCCGGAACGGCCUCGGACCAAACGCAAUCCAUCAUCCCAGCCCCGGGGCAGCCUCCCAACAACAAUGCGCCGCUCGGGCUCCACGAAUGGCGACGUCACGGUGGCCAGCGUCGAGAUGAACGCGAUGCACGCCGACAGAGAUGAAGUAAAGGAGGCUGAGGACACGGGCAUGCGGGCCCUCGGCUACGGCGGCCGCCCCGACGACGAGCCGAUGCCGGCCUGCCACGCCACGGCGACGACGAGAAUCGUCGCGGCCGCGUGCUACGUUUUUGCUACCUUCUUAAUGUUUUAUUUGAUAGAGAUGACGCGCAACUAUGAUGAUAAGGGCGAAGUAGUACCGUGGCUCGUAAUCACGUUGCUCUGCUACGUCGUCGUGGCCGUGUCGGACCCCGGCUUCGCGGACUCCAAAGACAUACCACCAAAGGACGAGGACUACGUGGCCCGAAGGCAGAAGGUCGUCGACUUCCUCGAGGAGGGCCACGACGGCAGUACCCUCUUACCCUGGCCCGACUGGCCGCCCAUGCGCUGCGCCUACUGCGCACCCACCAAACGCUGGGUCUACGGCUACGACCACUACUGCCCGCUCGUCGGCAAUGCGGUGGGAGAGCGCAACCGGCCGCGCUUCUUCCUCCUACUCCUCGCCCAGACGAUCCUCAACUCCAAGGCGGCCUUCACGAUGGAGGCGGCCGUCGCGUGGCGCGACGUGUCGGGGGGGCGCGAGCGGGCCCUGGCGCUGUUUUUGGUGCUGGCCUUGCUUUUCGUCGUGUCGUUCUGCUUCCUGGUCUUCCACGCCUUCCUCGCGCUGACGAACAUGACGACGCACGAGUUUUUGAAGGCGGAUUCCUUAGAUUACCUCCACAACACGGAAGACUUCGACCUCCCCUUCUCGCGGGGCUUUUUGGGGAACCUGCGCGUCUACGUCGGCCAGGACGGCACCUGGGCCUUUCUGAGAAGGCGGCCCUGGGCGCACGUGAAGUGGACGCGCCCGGCGCGCGUCGACCGCGACUCCGAGGACUGGUGGCGGAACCCCUGGCAGAACAAGUACUGGUCCUGCUGCUGAGUAAUCCACCCGUUUGCUUU